Molecule: messenger RNA, 2153 nt
Organism: Raphanus sativus (radish)
Lineage: Eukaryota; Viridiplantae; Streptophyta; Magnoliopsida; Brassicales; Brassicaceae
Product: rop guanine nucleotide exchange factor 7
Exons: 7
Coding region: 260-1966 (568 amino acids)
Molecular function (GO): guanyl-nucleotide exchange factor activity
Source: RefSeq, a predicted model, not a curated record
AGAGAGCCUUGGUGAGUCACUCACAAGUCUUUCUCUCUGCAUUUGCAUUUUUAUUUUCUUUUAUUUUCUGAGAGAGAUAAUAAACUCAAAGAAGAAGAAUCGGAUCGAAGAAAGAGGUGUCAUUAAUUAAUGUAAUGUAAAUGCGAGUCAAGCACGGGGAUAUCCAUUGAGAGUGAGAGUGAGAGGGUCCUUCCUUCCUUCCUUCCUUCCUUGGGAGCGUUUGUUUGGCUUCACACGUGUUGGUGUUUAGAGUGAUAAAAUGGGUUCUGAGAAGUUGAGAAUGGAGGAGAUGCGACAAGUGGAAGAGAAAGGAAGAGAGAGCAGCUGCUGCUGCUGCAGCUCCUCAGAUUUUCUGAUUUCGGAAACAAUCAGAAGAGAGGAGGAACAAAGCCCUAGCAGUGAUUUCACUGCUUCUCCGCUUUCGUCUCGUUGGUCUGUGAAGAAUAAUGGGGAGGAGGGAGAUAAUAAUAAUAAGAAGAAGAUUCGGUGCCCCAAACAAUCAAAGGUUUCAGAGAUUGAGAUGAUGAAGGAAAGGUUUUCGAAGCUUCUACUUGGCGAGGAUAUGUCUGGUUCUGGCAAUGGUGUCUGCACUGCUUUAGCCAUCUCUAACGCCAUCACCAAUCUUUGUGCUACCUUGUUCGGGCAACUAUGGAGGUUAGAGCCUCUUCCUAAGGAGAAGAAAGACAUGUGGAGACGAGAAAUGGAAUGGCUUCUCUGUGUCUGUGAUCACAUUGUUGAGAUGUCUCCUACUUGGCAAACUUUCCCUGAUGGUUCCAAACUCGAGAUAAUGACCUGCAGACCAAGAUCAGACCUUUAUGUUAACCUCCCAGCUCUCAGAAAACUCGAUAACAUGCUUCUUGAGAUAUUAGAUAGCUUUGAGGAGACUGAGUUUUGGUAUGUCGACCAAGGAAUCAUGGCACACGACGAAUCAGCAUCAGCAUCAGCAUCAGCAGCAGCGGACGGAUCAUCUUCUUUUCGUCAAUCUUUUCAGAGACAAGAAGACAAAUGGUGGCUACCGGUUCCAAGGGUUCAACCAGGAGGCUUGCAAGACAAGUCAAGAAAACAGUUGCAGCAUAAACGCGACUGCACUAAUCAGAUACUUAAAGCUGCUAUGGCCAUCAACAGCAUCACUCUAGCCGACAUGGACAUCCCUGAAUCAUAUCUCCUAUCUCUUCCACGGAGAGGAAGAUCUUGCCUCGGUGAUUUGAUCUACAGAUACAUUUCGUCAGAUCAAUUCUCACCUGAGUAUCUUCUUGAUUGCCUUGACUUAUCCUCUGAGCAUCAAGCCAUAGAGAUAGCUAACCGAGUCGAGUCAUCCAUCUACCUGUGGCACAAAAGGUCUAAUUCCAAACCAGCUACAAAUACCAAAACGUCGUGGGAGAUGGUGAAAGAACUAAUGGUUGAUGGAGAGAAGCUUGAGUUGAUGGCGGAUCGAGCUGAAAGUUUGUUGCUUUCUUUAAAACAACGGUUCCCUGGUCUCCCUCAAACCGCUCUAGACAUGAGCAAAAUCCAAUACAACAAGGACAUCGGAAAAUCGAUUCUGGAAAGCUACUCGAGAGUUCUAGAGAGCUUAGCGUUCAACAUUGUCGCACGGAUAGAUGACUUACUCUUUGUUGAUGAUCUUACAAGACACUCAUCGGAUCAGAUACCAACAACAUUAGGUAACAACGGUAGUGACGCUGUUAAGAACAAAGCAUUGUCUGUUACAACAACCUACACAACACCAAGCUACUCUCCUGCAAAACUGGAGCUGGGAACAUCAGUGCCGCCUUCUCCUUCAAGGUUCAAGAUUCCCCACAGUAGUAGCGUUAAAAGGGUUUUGACGGCUUACGUAACAAAGCACGAACCAAGGCUGAAGGAUAUUCAGGUGGAAAGAUCGAGCCGUUCAUCAUCGAGUGAGAGAUUGUCUCUGGAGAAAUGCAUGAAGGAGUCGUUGAAUGUAUCGAACCUUGAUCCUGGAAUUUGAAAAAUGAUCUACUCCUUGGAAUAGUAGUCUCUGCUUUUGGAUUCUUUUUAUUAUUACUUUCUCCUCCCUAUUAAGUGUUGUUCCCUUUCUUGUCUUGUCUUGUGUGUAGUAGCUUUUAGAUUGUAUAAUGGAUAUUUGGAAAGUUUGGGUUUGAGAGUUACAGAAAAGGAGUCUAAUUCGAUAAACC